Molecule: messenger RNA, 563 nt
Organism: Durotheca rogersii
Lineage: Eukaryota; Fungi; Ascomycota; Sordariomycetes; Xylariales; Xylariaceae
Exons: 1
Coding region: 73-504 (143 amino acids)
Source: RefSeq, a predicted model, not a curated record
GCCUCGCAACGUUGGUACAUAUUAGUUAGUUCUACACGUACGUUGCUUAAAUAAAUAAAUAAAACCCCCGAGAUGAAACAAGUCCCGAGGAUUCCGAGUGUUUUCCUUUCCUUUCCCUUUUUCCGCUGUCUCGGGGGAUUAGCAGGUAUCGUUAGAUGUCUUAGUGAGGCCUACACGUACCCGGUACGGAUACACCAGGCGGUUCAUGUACCUAACCUUACUAACCGAAUACCCCAGGUACCUCUCUUUCCUUUUGGGCGAGAUGCGGCAUUGUGGGGAUGGCGGUUGAUAUGGGACAAGGCCCAAUGGAAUGGAGGGGGUUUGAUGUUUUCGGAGCCGCCACAUACACAUUUCUUUCGGUCACAAAUCGUCGCCUAUGCAUUUUAUGCACAGACCCCGGAGACACCUAAGACAGCAAGUUUCGUCAUCGAUAGGACCAAGCGCAGCAACUUUCAUCGUCGAUAUGCCCUUCAUCAACCCGGCACAUUCAACGUACAAUUUUAACUGAAAACAUGGCUCGAUCAGGGAGGCUCGGGUUAUGGCUCAAGAUGUUGGGCAUGUAA